AUGAGAGACACGCUUUUUAAUGGUCUCGAUUGGGAUGCAAAGUCAUGUCUACUUCUCUUGGUAUAUGCACUAGGGACUAUCUCCGGUCCUCCUGAAAGCCAAUCCUCAUCUUCCUCCUUGGACGUCCGCCAAUCAGAGGAAUUCAAGAAGGCAGAGGCAUACUUUCUUGCAGCCAGAAAGCGGAUGGGUGUAUUACUUGGUGAGAGCGGUAUGAUUGAAGCACAAUGCUUCUUCCUUGCGGGUGUGUAUUUGAUGGCGACAUUGCGACCAUUUCAAGCUCGGCCGAUGUUUGUCCAGGCUCUAGUCUGCUGUGAAGGGUUCCACAUUCCGCUACCUCCAAGCGAUCCCCAUCACGAUGAGAACCAUACUCUGCAAGAAAGCAUAUAUUGGACAUGCUUUAAGUCGGAAUUAGAACUUCGAUUGGAACUGGGUCUUGGAAAUACCUGCUUGGACCUAACAUAUCCCGCCCUCUUCCCUUCCCCUCCCAAAGAUCUUGAAAGCCAGGGAGAGACCGUGUGGUAUUUCUAUCUAGCAGAGAUAGCUCUCCGCCGGUUAGGAAACCGAGUUUUAAAUUAUAUCUAUAAUUGCAAGCCGUUUGGAAAAUCGGCCGACGUAGAGACGAUUAGGGAGUUCGAAGGACAAGCACACGGGCUACUAAACUCGCUUCCAGCACCGCUAAAACCCGAUACGCCGGGCGAGGCAGCGCAUGAUGAAGAUCACGAACAGUCUGCUUUGCGUUUUAUCUUGAAUGGUCAUGCCAUCGACUGCUUCGAGAUGAUCUACUGGCCUUUUGUCUUCGACGCCAUUCACGAAGGUUUGUCUCACGACCCCGAGGUAGUGGACUUUGCGCGAAAAGGGCUACAUAUGUAUGCCUCUCGGAUUGAAAGUAACCAGCCUGGAUUUUACUAUCGUCACCAUGCUCGUCGGGGUCUUGACACCUUACUUCCCCAUUCCUGGAAGAAUGGCGUCGAACAGGUAAUGCAAAUGCUGAGAUACUGGAGCUCUGAAGCGAAUGAUAUCGCUAGUCAGUCAGAAAUACUCGAGUGCCUGAUGAGAGACCUUGCAGAUGGCUGA
Penicillium verrucosum is the source of this 1074-nucleotide messenger RNA. Its product is annotated as fungal specific transcription factor domain-containing protein. The record is from RefSeq and is a predicted model, not a curated record. Lineage: Eukaryota; Fungi; Ascomycota; Eurotiomycetes; Eurotiales; Aspergillaceae. The transcript has 5 exons. The coding region runs from base 1 to 1074 and encodes 357 amino acids.